AUGUCCAUGGAGGACUCCGCCAUGGAGACCGAGCCCCAUGCACCAGAAGGGGAAUUCCCACAUUCACCCUGGGUUGACUUGGGUCCAUUUACCUCCCCUCAUAAUUCUCCUCCGAUGCCUGAAUUCAGUGGGUUUGAGUAUGGUCCUUCGCCUAUUAUGGCGGUGGAUGGUUACGGCAUGUCACUGCCGCCACCUUACACCUCGAUGCCACUCCCGAUGCCUUCGCAUGCUUGGCCCAGCAUGCUUACGAACCAUUCUCCUUUUCAGGAGGGACUUCCUCCAGUUCCGGCACCUAUAUCGGUUUCACCUUCUGCGCCCACGCCUCCAGUGCGGAAAUCUUCUACCGGAGGAGCUACUCCGCGCAGAACUCUGACCGAUGAAGAUCGUCGGCAAAUGUGUUUAUACCACGAAGAACACAAGACCGCAAAGCAAACUGAUAUUGGAGCAUUAUUUGGGGUCGAAAGAAGUACCGUGUCCAAAGUUUUGCGACAGAAAGAAAAGUACUUAAACCCUGAUGAUGGAAGUCGGUCACCUAUUAAACGGGCCAAGGGUCGGGUCCCUGACAUUGAGAAGGCCCUAUCAAACUGGGCAAGAAACUACCAGCGCGGAGGCUACCCAAUCAACGACGAGAUGAUCCAAGAGAAAGCUCUGUUCUUCGCCAGUACCUGCGGGUGCCCUGAGGGUAAAGAUAAAGUGCUCACAGCUGCUUGGUUGGAGCGAUUCAAGCAGAAGAACAACCUGAUGGGUGCUACGUCACGCAGGGGUUCUCUUGAUGCCCGACGAAGCGGGUCCAACAGCCCUACUCGCAUCAACACUAAUUUCUCUGGUGCGACCAACAGUCCUAAAGCUCACUCUCCCAUCUCUCCUACCAAUGCAUUUGGAUCACCAAUCUCCCCCGGUCAAAGUCCGGACCGCGUCAAGCGGGAAUACGAUACAGUCCCUGAACUGUCGGGAGGCUAUCUACAUGGACAUUCGAAAAGCACCACUUCCCUGGAUACCUCCUCCAGCGGGAUGAUCAGUCCCAGCUCAACUUUGGUCUCCGACAGCCCCUUUACACCGACCAGCCAGUCCCGUCUUCCAUACUCGGGUAGCAACAACAGCAACAACAAUCGACCCCGCAGCUCGACCUUCCCUCUCCCGAUCGACCCAACCCUAAUCACGGCAGACCACUCGAUCGACCGAGACAGCAAGACAGAUCCACGAAAAGCUGGACCGGUCGCCAUCCUCGAGUCGCCUCUGGAAUUCGAUGACGAGCAAUCCCAAGCAUUCAAGGGAAAGGACCCGAGGAAAUUGAUCAAGCGGAACCGCAGCAACCCCGAAAUCACGACGAAGUCCAUGCAACCACCGCCCGUGGUGUCCAAAUCCGCUACCGUGUCCCCCAUCAGUGCGCCUGGAUCUCCGACACAAGAUGAAGCCCGGCAAGCCUUGGAACUUGUGAUGAACUACUUCCAACACCAGCCAUCCGGUCUCGCAGCACAGGAGUACGUGACAAUCGGCAAGCUGAUGGAGCGUCUUGAGCUGGCAAAAAGCCAAGGCUAUAAUUUCCUCGGUGGUCUUCCUCGAAUCGACGAGCAUGACGAUGGUCCCCGUGUGACCAAGAAACGGAGCAUCCACAAUCUCGGCUGA
Messenger RNA from Penicillium longicatenatum, 1626 nucleotides. RefSeq lists its product as uncharacterized. The record is from RefSeq and is a predicted model, not a curated record. Gene Ontology annotation, cellular component: nucleus. The transcript is spliced from 3 exons. Gene Ontology annotation, molecular function: DNA binding. NCBI's taxonomy places the organism in Eukaryota, Fungi, Ascomycota, Eurotiomycetes, Eurotiales, Aspergillaceae. The coding region runs from base 1 to 1626 and encodes 541 amino acids.